Protopterus annectens (West African lungfish) is the source of this 1758-nucleotide messenger RNA. It is a transcript of the gene POGLUT2, whose product is annotated as protein O-glucosyltransferase 2. The record is from RefSeq and is a predicted model, not a curated record. Bases 301 to 1758 code for a protein of 485 amino acids. Gene Ontology annotation, molecular function: glucosyltransferase activity; protein binding. NCBI's taxonomy places the organism in Eukaryota, Metazoa, Chordata, Ceratodontiformes, Protopteridae. Gene Ontology annotation, cellular component: endomembrane system. The transcript has 9 exons.
GACACUAUGUGGGGGAUGUAUGAGAGUCUGGACAGAGGGACAGCAUACUUUUGUUUAAAAAUGCAUGAGUGUAAAAUCUGUCAUGAAAAUCUGUGAUAAUGCUGCGCAGACACAGCCCAUAGACCGAGCUUAGCUAUUCUUAAUUUAGGUACUUGUACUUAUUUUAUCGCCCAUGAAAAAAUAUAUUAAGUUUUAAUAAAUGGUGUGAAAUCUCGGAUACAAUUUAUAGGACAUCCGGAGUCCAAAAAAAAAAAUCUUCGGCAAACUGCGGGUCUAGGGGAUCCGCUUGUCUUUAUCCUUAUGCCACCUGACACGAAAUUAGUGUGUGUUUUCUACUGCAUUAUAUAUUACAUUAUACUUCCAGUUCUUGGGAAUGGGAGCAAAGUCAGCCCGACAAAAACAUUAAUAUGGGGUCCAGGUUUAGAGGCUGAAAUCGUACUUCCAGCUCGCUAUUUCUUCAUUCAGGCCGUAGACAACGAUGGCAAAAAUUUUACGUCUACACCAGGUGAAAAUGCAUUUAAAGUGAAGAUUAACUCCAUAGAUGAUCAGUUUACUCGGACAUGGGUACAAUUACUAGACAGAAAAGAUGGAUCUUUCAUAGUCAGAUACAGAAUGUAUGCAAGUUACAGCAAGUUGAAGAUUGAAGUUAUUGCCGAGAAUCAGCAUGUUGCCUAUUCUCCUUACUUAAUAAAAGGACCUGUUUACCAUGAAAGCUGUGACUGCCCUCAGGAUGACUCUGCUGCAUGGCUGAAGAAUAUGAAAUGUCCUUCAUCAUUUCCACAGAUCAUGAGAGAUCUUGCACAGUUUUCUGCUGUUAACCCAGACCAGAUUGCCGUAGACAUUCCAAAGAGGUUUGGAGAAAGACAAAGUUUAUGCCACUACACAGUAAAAAACAACAAGGUUUAUUUAAAAACAUAUGGGGAACAUGUGGGUUUUAGAAUCUUCAUGGAUGCUGUUCUCCUUUCUCUUACUAGAAAAGUAAAACUGCCAGACAUUGAAUUUUUUGUAAAUCUGGGAGAUUGGCCCUUAGAAAAGAGAAAAACAACACAGGAUCCUCACCCAAUCUUUUCUUGGUGUGGCUCAAGUGACACAAAAGAUAUUAUAAUGCCUACAUAUGAUCUAACAGAAUCAACACUGGAAACCAUGGGCCGGGUCAGCCUGGAUAUGAUGUCUGUUCAAGCAAACACAGGACCAGCUUGGGAAAACAAAAACAGCACAGCAUUUUGGAGAGGACGUGACAGUCGGAAAGAGAGGCUGGAGCUUGUGAAACUUAGCAGAAAGUAUCCGGAGCUGAUUGAUGCUGCAUUCACCAACUUUUUCUUUUUCAAGCAUGAUGAAAACCUUUAUGGUCCAAUUGUAAAGCAUGUUUCAUUUUUUGACUUCUUUAAGUAUAAGUAUCAGAUCAAUAUUGAUGGAACAGUAGCAGCAUACAGAUUACCAUACCUCCUUGCAGGAGACAGCGUUGUCUUAAAACAGGAUUCUAUCUACUAUGAGCAUUUCUACAAUGAUUUGAAACCAUGGCAGCACUACAUUCCAAUCAAGAGCAACUUAAGUGAUCUGCUAGAUAAAAUUCAGUGGGCAAAAGACCACGAUGAAGAGGCAAAGAAGAUUGCUACAACAGCACAAGAAUUUGGAAGAAACAAUCUAAUGGGAGACCAUAUAUUUUGUUAUUAUUUUCUGUUAUUUCAGGUAACGGUUUCCUUUUUUGUUGUCAGAUACAAAAAUAGCCUGAAACUGCUCAUAAAGAAUAGAAAAUAA